AUGGAUUUCUUCGCCGUUGGCUGCGACACCUUCGGCCUGGUCAUCAAUACGGAAAAGACGGUGGUUAUACAUCCACCGCCACCCGACGCUGCCUACGUCGCAUCCCAGAUCAACGUGAACGACGCCCAACUGCACGCCUUGAACAUCACCUACCUGGGCAGCAUCCUCUUCCGCAACACCAAAGUCGACAAUGAAGUGGACAGCUGGCUUUCCAAAGCCAGUCAAGCCUUCUGUCGUUUGCAGAACACAGUUUAG
Spirometra erinaceieuropaei is the source of this 255-nucleotide messenger RNA. The record is from the annotation of a GenBank genome assembly. NCBI's taxonomy places the organism in Eukaryota, Metazoa, Platyhelminthes, Cestoda, Diphyllobothriidea, Diphyllobothriidae.